CAAAAAAAAAAAGAAAUGACAACAGAAAAGCAAACCCAAAAAAAGUGAAAGAAAAAAGAAGAAAAAAAAAAUUAAAAAUCUAUACAUACAUAUCAAUUCUAGAGAGAGAAAGUAAAAUACCCAUUUUGAUAUUUGAACCAAAAAUUUAAGAAAUUUGGUUACUUUCUCUCUCUAAAAAAAAAAAAAAAACUCCCUUUUUUACCCUUCAAGAACUCUCAAAAGCCCACUUGAUUUUAUUGGUUUUUUCAGAUUUGAACUUAGUGGUACUGGAGUUCAAGGCAUAAUGGUGUUUGUGGUUCAGCAAAUUAAGCUUGAAAUUUGCAUUGCUGUAAUUGGUGAACUACGCGGGAGCUCAAGCCGAUUUCAAUAGCGAAAAGGCAAGAAGAAAAAAAAAUCAAUUUUUUGAUCUUGGCAAAAUCCUAAAAUUUUCAAUUCGGAGAAAGAUGGGUGAAUUAUAGCUUAUUCCCAGUAGUUUGGAAAGGAAGAAGGUAGAGUCGAAAAGAAACCAAUGGAAGACUGUUCGAAAUAUGUUCAUAGUCCAGCUCAUUUAGCUGUGGCUAAGCGAGACUAUGCCACUUUAAAAAGAAUAGUUGCUGGCCUUCCUCAAUUGGCCAAGGCUGGUGAAGUGAACACUGAGACGGAGUCUCUGGCUGCUGAGAUCAAUGCAGAUUCUGUUUCUGCAGUAAUUGAUAGGCGGGAUGUUCCUGGCCGUGAAACCCCAUUGCACCUUGCUGUUCGGAUGCGGGACCCUAUCUCUGCUGAGAUUUUAAUGGCUGCAGGCGCCGAUUGGAGUCUUCAGAAUGAGAGCGGGUGGAGUGCUCUCCAAGAAGCGGUGUGUACCAAGGAGGAGAAUAUUGCUAUGAUUAUUGCUAGGCAUUAUCAGCCUCUUGCUUGGGCCAAGUGGUGCCGAAGACUUCCCAGGAUUGUUGCCUCGGCUGGUCGAAUUCGUGAUUUCUACAUGGAAAUAACCUUCCACUUUGAGAGCUCAGUUAUACCGUUCAUCGGACGGAUUGCUCCAUCGGACACUUAUCGGAUUUGGAAACGAGGUUCUAAUCUUCGUGCAGAUAUGACUCUUGCAGGGUUUGACGGGUUCCGCAUUCAACGUUCGGAUCAAACUUUCCUCUUUCUUGGAGAAGGGUAUUCGUCAGAAGACGGGAACAUAUCUUUGACUCCUGGUUCUUUAAUUGUGCUUGCUCAUAAGGAGAAAGAGAUUACAAACGCGUUAGAAGGAGCUGGUGUUCAACCAUCUGAAGCUGAAGUUGCUCGUGAAGUUGCUUUGAUGUCUCAAACGAAUAUGUAUAGACCGGGAAUUGACGUUACUCAGGCGGAACUCGUUCCCCACUUAAAUUGGCGGAGACAGGAGAGGUCUGAGAUGGUCGGUACAUGGAAGGCAAAGGUGUAUGAUAUGCUUCACGUUAUGGUCAGUGUAAAAUCGAGGCGUGUUCCUGGUGCGAUAACCGAUGAGGAGCUCUUUACAGUGAAUGACGAUGAAAAAGUAAUGAACGGUGGUGAUGAUUAUGAUGAUGCGUUAACGGCUGAAGAACGAAUACAGUUAGAUUCUGCACUUCGGGGCAAUUCAGAUGGACCUGGUGAGGAUGAGGAGCCUGAGGUUCAUGAUUUUCAGAGUUGUGAAUCGAACGGUGUUACAAAGGAGAAGAAGAGUUGGUUUGGUUGGAGCAAAAAAGGCAGCUCAAAAGACACUAAUGACGAUUCAGAUGACUCAAAGCUUGUAAAGAAGUUCUCCAAGCUGGCUCCAGAGGAUAGCAAGCAGAGACCAAAUGAAAAUCACGCAUCAUCAUCCGAAGUUCCUCGGGAGGAUACGGGGGAUAGUAAAAGGAGCAAAGAUAAGAGCAGCAAGAAGAAAAAGAAGAAAGCAACCGUGGGUGAGCCUAAGACCGAAAGUGAGUAUAAAAAAGGAUUAAGACCUGUUUUGUGGUUGACGCCAGAUUUUCCGCUGAAAACAGAAGAACUCUUGCCAUUGCUUGAUAUUCUGGCCAACAAGGUUAAAGCUGUCAGAAGAUUAAGGGAGCUUUUAACUACUAAACUACCUCCUGGCACAUUUCCUGUCAAGGUAGCAAUCCCUAUAGUUCCAACCAUUCGAGUUCUUGUUACAUUUACAAAGUUUGAAGAGCUUGAACCAGUGGACGAAUUCUCAACCCCUCUUUCAAGCCCUACAAAUUUCCAAGAUGCUAAGUCGAAGGAAUCAGAUGGCUCUACAUCAUGGAUUUCAUGGAUGAAGGGGAACCGUGAUGAGCUAUCUAACGAUAGUAAACUCCAGAGUUUCCGGGAUGAGAUUGACCCUUUCCGUAUACCUUCAGAUUAUUCUUGGGUAGAUGCAAAUGAGAAAAAACGCCGAAUGAAAGCCAAGAAAGCAAGGAGCAAGAAGCAUAAAAAGCAUAGUGCUGCUAGAAAUCCAGAGAAUGGGCAGCAUACAAGUGAGGAUGUUGAAGAAUAGUAGCGACGAGUCUCUCCUAAUCAUAGAAAGAAAGAGGUAAAGCUCCAUGCUUCCCUGCUCGUAUCCGAGGGCCAAUCAAGUUUUGGCUGGAUUUUCCUGGGGAGAAGUGUUAGGGGCUUGCCUCGAUUGUAUAAGAAGAUAUUGAUGUCUGCUUUUGUAUCUUUAUUUGAUGUUGAAUUUAUAAAAUGUCUUCUUUCUUCAUAGCGUCUCAGGCAUGUUUACUGAGCUAAAUACAUUAGGCGCAUUUUGAGUUUGGAGAUGGGGAGAGCUUCAAUGCAUCUCCCAUUCUUUGUCGAACAGUGAGUUGCAUAUUGAUUUUCUUUGUAGCUUUGAAAUAGGAGAGCAUUUUGUGCUUUGCCGUUUUGUUAAGCAGGUGAAAUUUGUAUAGGUUUUUAUACUUCCCAACAGCCUAGCAUGCCUGUGCAUUCUUUUUGGAACUUUGGAAAAUCUUGAUGUGUACCGAAGCCUUUGUUUUCU
Molecule: messenger RNA, 2932 nt
Organism: Lycium ferocissimum
Lineage: Eukaryota; Viridiplantae; Streptophyta; Magnoliopsida; Solanales; Solanaceae
Exons: 3
Coding region: 509-2455 (648 amino acids)
Cellular component (GO): cytoplasm
Molecular function (GO): protein binding
Source: RefSeq, a predicted model, not a curated record